Molecule: messenger RNA, 12314 nt
Organism: Artibeus jamaicensis (Jamaican fruit-eating bat)
Lineage: Eukaryota; Metazoa; Chordata; Mammalia; Chiroptera; Phyllostomidae
Gene: ABCA13
Product: ATP binding cassette subfamily A member 13
Exons: 49
Coding region: 155-11578 (3807 amino acids)
Biological process (GO): transmembrane transport; lipid transport
Cellular component (GO): membrane; intracellular membrane-bounded organelle
Molecular function (GO): lipid carrier activity; ABC-type transporter activity; ATP binding
Source: RefSeq, a predicted model, not a curated record
CUUCCCCUUUGUCCGAGGCCUUCUUUGCAACACGGGGGCGAACUGCAGGAACCGAAGCUACGCAGAGUCCACAGGGCACCAUUUCCGUUAUUCCGCAUUCCAAGACUCAGCCGACCAUCACAAGGCGAUCGAUGACCUGGCCUUCUUACAAGACAUGCAGGACCUGGCCACUGAAAUUUGUGAAGUGAUGGACAAGGCCACCAACUUAAAAAAGCUUUGGGUGGAAGGAUCCAAGACUCCAGGUUCUCCUCGCGGUUUCAGUUUUUUAACAAUGGAUCUCAAUAAGACAGAGGAGGUGAUAUUGAAAUUGGAAAGCCUUCACCAACAGCCCCAAAUCUGGGAUUUUCUACUUUUGCUGCCCAGACUGUUCGCAAACAUGAUCCACGCUGACCACGGCCUCGGUGAUGGGGUGCAACUUCUCCAGGCAGUCCUGAAGGUCUUAAAUUCCACCAAGGAGCUUCUAAAGAUGGAGAAGUUUCAUAUACUUGAAGAUGAGCAAAUGAACUUUCUCUUGUCAUUUGUGGAAUUUUUGGAAAAAUUGUUAUUGCCCAAUUCUUUCAACUCACCCAGUGGGCCCACUGAGACCAUUCUAAAUACAAGUCAUGUGUGGGUAAAUCAUUUAAAGGGUUUAGAAAGAGAGCCAUCUGGUACUGACACUCAGAAACUUUGGGAAUUUGGCAAAGAGAUGAUUGAAAAAAUAAAAACUCUCGAAAAGGAAUCAAGCUAUAUUUUUAGACUUAUAGAAACAAUACUUUUUGAAAUUAAUCCCAAACUACUGGAAUCGUGGAUGUACGGCAUUCCAAAAGGAGACAGAGCUAAGUUGGAAACUUUGUCUACACUUUUAAAUUUUUCCGUUCUAGGAAAUGAGAGGAUUCUGAGUAAAAGCUUUAACUUUUCUCAGUUGUUCCAUUUGGAUUGGCCUAAAUCAUCAGCUGUGAAAAUGGAUUUUGUUUAUCUAAGUGAAACUAUACUAAGGAGUCUUAAUGAGUUUGGAUUUCUGGGGCCAGAACAAGUCUCAGAAGCUCUGGGCACGGUGUAUGCUGUCAGGAACGCAUCUGACCACUUCUCAGCCCUUUCUGAACCCCAAAAACAAGAAGUAGAUAAAAUAUUGACUCAUUUAUAUCUAAAUGUCCUUAAGGACAAAGAUACAACUUUUCUUUUGCAGAUGUAUUCUUCAUUUUACCAAUAUAUUUAUAAAUUCCCGGGCAUUCAGAGUAGAGAGUCUUUGCUGUCUCCGCUUACACAAACCUCAAAACCCAUUUUGGAUAUCAUAAAACAAUUUAAUUUUCAAAACAUCAGUAGAGCAUUUACAUUUUUAUAUGAGACAACAGAAUUUCUUGGAGGGAUUUCUGAGUUAUCUUACUGUCAACAGUUGCUUUCUGUUUUUAACUUUCUGGAGCUUCAAGCCCACUUCCUGGUGUCUACAGAGGGCCCAGUGUGGGAAGCGACCCAUACGACCUUGAUAGGCCUCAAGCAGCUGUUCAUGGAAGACGAAGAUUUUCGUGUUUCUUUAUUUCAGUAUAUGAAUCAGCUCUUGGAGGGUUCAGCGGAAACCUUGCUGGGUAGCGAAUGCUUUGCUCGGGAUAACAAAAGCACUCCUGCUAUGAAUCAUUCAUCAGAUGGGGAGUCUCCCUUGACUCUCCCAUGGGUACAGGUUCUUUCAAACUUCUCCACACAUGAUGGCGUGUUCAGUGAGGUGAAGGCUCUGCACUGCUUCGUCUCAUGGCUGCAGAUGUGGGCUGAGAUCUGGGCAAGCACGGCUCAGGUGCUACAGUGGGACACAAAUGUCUUCACUCCCCUCCAUGUUGGCCUCUCUCAGUUUUUGGAUGAACUGGAAAGUGACGUGAAAAUUUCUGAAAGCUGUUGGGGGCAAUUUCCUACCCAACACCCUGUGAGACUCAUGUUACAGCUACUUAAAAAUCUACCUCUGGGGGGUGGCUUCGGUGACCGGGAUGGGUUUCUCACUCCCAGGCGUCCCUGGGCAGCGCUUCGUGGUGCACUAGUCAGAGUCAAGUCGCUACCCCUGGACCAAGUUGAGCGAUCCCUCUUCACUGUGGAAACUGUCCUGCGUCAGCUGGAGGCAUUUCUGUUGAACACAAGUGGUACCAGGGAGUUUUUCUCUUCCCUGCUUGGUGUCUUCAUGGAGUUAAGCAACACCUCGGAACCUAGAGAUAGACACGUACACUUGAUAGAUCACUUUCUUUCAACUAACCUUACAGAUUAUGAAGUACACCUUGAAAUUAUCAUUACUGAUCUUAGAGAAACAAUAUUAUUUCUUAGAAAUGUGUCACAUGACCAAGAUUUAUUGUCCUGUGCUGAUAUUUUCCAAAAUCUUACUGAGUUUAUUUUGGGAGAUGGCUUGUUACAUGUAAAUACUUCACAAAGGACAUUGCAUAUCUUGGCCCUGUUAAAUUCCUCCUUUUACUCUGAGGACACCCUUAACAGUCUGAAAGGAUGCAUCAAAUGGGUGGAUAGCACAAACCAUCUCCAUGGGACAGCUAACCCCAGUGCUUCACAAGACCACCUUCAGGCUGUUCUGAGGAGUUUCAGAGACAUGGAAAAUAAAAUUAACUUGACAUUGAUGCUCAUUACUUGGAUGUUGAAUACAGUGGAACCUGGCUGUUCAUUGAAUACGUCAAAUAUAAGUUGUGUGAACAUGUACUUUAAAAACAUAACUGAAUUUCUACAUGUUAUUCUUACUGCAGUCUUUGAAAAAGAAAAGGUACCAAAAUUUGAGAUGUUAUUAACUCUUUUAAAUGAUUCCACAAACCAAGUAAGGAUGAUUAUCAGCAACUUAACCAGAGACUUUGAGCUUGCAUCUCCACCCACCUGGAAACGUUUUACUGAGUUAAUUCUACGACCCAUAGAAAUGUCAGAUGAAAUUCCUAGCCAAUUUAAAAAUAUUUGGCUGCAUUUAGUAGCUCUGGGGAAAGAAAUCCAAGAACUUGUGAGAGAUAUUUUUCCUAGCAUUCUGGAAAAUAACCUUUCUUCUAAAGCUGAAAUGUUUUUAAGUAUAUUUACUACCAGUCCAAAGGAAAAGGAUAUAAGUCAUCUAGGCCAUUCACUUUUUCAUUUAGCUAGUUACCUUGCCUUCAACUUAUCACAUGAUCUCCAAAAUUCGCCCAAAAUAAUUCCACAUGAAAUAAUGAAAGCUGUGGGUCUUGGUAUUCAGUUGAUUAGGGAUAUAUUCAACUCCUUGAUGCCCUCCAUCCCUCACAAUAUUCCAGAAGAUCCAGUUAGUCAUAAAGUUUUAAAGAAGGUAAGUUCUCUUCUGCUUGCCCUGAAGAAAACAGACAUAGACCUUCUGGUAGACCAACUUGAACAAGUUGGGGAAAGCCUAAUGGAUUUUUUAAAGAAUAUCAGUAGACCAGGUACUGAUAACUUGGGGGUCAACUUGCUCGUUGGCUUGAUGGAAAAGUUGGUAGACAGCUCCCAUGCUUGGAACGUCAAUCACCUGCUGAGGCUGUCCCGCCUGUUUCCUCGAGAGGAUGUGAAUGUCGUGGUGGGCCUGUACUAUGCCCUUCCUCACGCUGCCAGGCUCCUGCGAGGAGUCCUGGGUCACAACAUCACAGAGAUUCUCCAGGACGUCUACAACUUCACGGUCCUUCAUGGCACAAGCAUUUCUAAUGUCACCAAGGAAGACUUCACUGAUGUGAUAAAAACUCUUCUGGACACCAUUGCACUAGUAUCAGAUAAACCAACCAUCCUUGCAGAGGUUUUAACUUGCCUUCCUGUGGUUUGGUGCUGGAAUCACACAACUUCUGGAUUUCAACAGAAUUCAAAGUUAGAAGCCUGUCAUGGCCACUUCUAUAGCAAAGUGGCCAGUAUUCUUGACAGCCUCCACCUUUCUCCCCCAGAUGACAUUUCACAGUGUUCAAAUGAAAGCGCACGGACAGAAGUAACUGGGAAAAUAGCCUGCGCAAUUCAUGGAUUAUUGGACUGGACCUCCAUCCUCCUGGAGUUGUCUGAAGUCUUCCAUGUCAAAACUCACAUGUUAAGACAUGUGAGAACUGUACAGGGAGUUUGGCAAAAGGUGUUACUGUUUGUCCCAUCUUCUGGAAAUCAGAGCAAUGGCAGCAUCUCUGGACUCUGUCCUAGUGGCCCUAUAAAGCAGGUUGCUUUACAAAUCAUAGAAACACUUAAAAAUGUCAAUUUUACAAAAGUUACACCAGAUGGAAACAUUCUCGAUAAACUAGCUACUUUAAACAAGAUCCUUAACAAUGAAGGCACAGAGGCAUCUCUUAGAAAUAUUUCCUUUUAUUUGGAAAGGCUGAUAAAAUUGAUUUCUGGUGACCAGAGCCUAGGAAAUAAUACUCACUCUCUAGACUCUCUAUUCAUGACCUUUCUGAAUGCAAACCUUAUAGGAAGGAAUUUGAAAGCACUAUCAAGUUUUCUUAAAAAACGUGAAGCAGCUUACAAUUUUAAAGAUCUGUGGCUUAAGUCUGAACAAACCAUGAAAGAUCUAAACCGUGAGUUAAAUAGCAGCCUGUUCCCUGAAAUUAACAAAGAAAUUCAAACAAUUAAUUCAGUGGCUCUUUUAAAUAUAACUUUGCAACUUGCCCAUUUUUUGGAAAACCCAAAUUCAUCACAAGCAUUAGAGAUAACUGAGGAUUUUCCAUCAGUCAUGAAAAACUGGCUUCAUAAAUAUGCAAAUGAAGAAUACUUCAGAAUGAUACAAACAUUAUUUCUUGUUACAGCCAAUGGGAGUUCACCUGAUGACACAGCUUUGUUGACUGCAGGUAUUAUUACCUUUCUGGGUUAUCUCAGGAACAUUUCUAGAGAAGGUAAUUUUAAUGUUGGCCUUCUUACUCAGCUGGUAGGCCAAGAGCAGCCAUCUAAUGUCUCAGUUGUUCGGUUGCUUUUAGAAAGCUUCCUGAUUAAUUCAGUCAGUAACUUAGCUGCGAAUUCUCCAGAAGCCACUUGGAGUUUAAGUGACAGUGACCUUCACAUCAUGGAUCUCUUGAACCUCACCUUGACCCUAACAAAGUCAGGAAAGGGUGAGAGGGUAACUCUGCCUCCAGGAAGCACAGUGGAGUUCAUGGAACAGCUUCGGGAAGCAUUCGUCCCCCUUUCGGGAAAGGAAAACCCUGAGAACAAAGUGUCUCUCCUGCUGAGGGGCUUCCGCGGGGUCACCGCUGUGGAGGUGAGUGCUGCUGGACUGUGUGAGGACUCCCAGCCACCCACGCAGCCCCCAGCAGCCACGGCGACUCUGCGGAGAGUAAAGAUGCUGGUUCUGCGUGCGCUCCUCACACUGGCAGAGCACCGGUCCGUGGCCGAGGACCUGCUGUGCGCCGCCCUGAUGCGCAGGCCAGGCUGGCUGCCGCGGCUGGUUGCAGCUGCUCUGCAAGCAGCCACUGUGCUGCGUGACCUCUACCAGGAGCUGAGGGAGACGUGGUCCUCGCCCCGUGUGCUCAGCUGCGAAGGUCUCGGCAGGAACCUCUCCCUUGCCGUGGAGCACCUCAGGAGCAGCUUGCUGCACACCAGCGCCCAGGGCUGUGCCUGUGCUUCUGCGCUGGACUGGGCCCCGCAGCAUCUGUUCAAGUUGGCCCAAAGACUUGAAGAGACUUUGUUUUCCGGGACUUCUAUUAUGGCGUUUCUUAGCAAUUUCACGGUAAUUGCGGACAUGAAAGUGAGAGAUUUGAUGAGGAACAUCACCGAGGUAACUGAGGCACUUCGAUCCAUCCACAUCUCAGAUGAAACAAUCAGCAGUAUUUUGGAAGCAAACAUUUCCCGCUCACAGGUCCUGUCGGGCGCCCUGGAGGUGGCUCUUUCUGGGAGGUGUGACGAGGACACCCUGCGUCUCCUGCUGGCCUUCCCGGAGGGUGAGCAGUCCACACUGGCCGUGAAGGAGCUGUGUGGCCUGUCCGGGGCUGCUGUCUACUCCCUGCUGGUGUCCAUGGGCCAGCACCUGGACCUCCGUGGCUUCAUUUACAAGAUGCUGAUACCGGCGGAGGCCAACCGCAUGCUCCGCUCCCUGUUGGACGUCGUCUCCAGGCUCAGCCACCUGCUCCCCAGAGCCAGCCACGUCCUGGAACACCUCCCCGAGUUCCUUCACUCGUCAAAAAUCACAGCCUUGCUGGAUGUGUCUGACUUCCAACAGGUGCCACUCAGUGACCAGGCCAGGAGCUCUGCCUUCGGCUCCUUCCAGGCGGUGAUGAAGAUGGUUUGCAAGGAGGAAGCAUCUUUCCUUAGCAGCUCGCACUUGUUUUUGCACUUGCCCAGAGUUAACGAACUCCUGGGAGAUGACAAGGAAAAGUUCAACAUUCCUAAAGACUCAACCCCGUUCUGCCUGAAGCUUUAUCAGGAAAUCCUGCAGUCUCCAGACGGUGCCCUGGUGUGGUCCUUCCUGAAACCCAUAUUACACGGACAAAUCCUAUACACCCCGAAUACCCCGGAGAUCAGCAAGGUCAUUCGGAAGGCUAAUUACACUUUCCUGUUUGUGGACAAGCUACGGACUUUGUCAGAAACGUUGCUGAAGGCAUCUGGCAUUUUUCAGAGUGGUGGAAAUGGCCAGUUGCUCGGCCAGCUGCAGGAGGCCCUGAGGAACAGAUUCGUGAGGAGCUUCGUGGGCACCCAGUUACACAUCGACGUAGACCAGCUGACGGAAAGGCUCCAGACAUAUGGAGGGAUCCUGGGCAGGAUGCUGAGCCGAGUGGGCACCACCCGCAUCCUUGCCCUGGGCCGCGUCCUGGUCAACCUGUCCUCCUGCGUGGUGCUGAACCGCUUCCGGGGGCUGGAGUCCGUCACCGUCCUGGAGGCUGCGGCUCAGGAGCUCAGGCAGGAGAACAGUUUCUUGGCCAGUGUCAUCUUCAACACGUCCUCGGUCGGCAGCAGCUCUGGGGCAGACCCUCCCCGGCUGCCGCCCCACAUCACCUACACCAUCCGGACCAGCGUCCUGUACAGCAUGAGGACCGACUUGGUAAAAAACCCGUUCUGGAAGUUCCACCCUCAGAGCCUGCCGGCCGAUGGGUUCAAGUACAACUAUGUCUUCGCCCCGCUGCAAGACAUGAUCGAGAGAGCCAUCAUCCUGGAGCAGACCGGUCAGAAGGCCGCGGGCCCGGCCGUGCAGGCGCAGGCGAUCCCCUACCCCUGCCACAGCAGUGACCUGUUCCUGAACAACGUGGGUUUCUUCUUCCCUCUGAUCAUGAUGCUGGCAUGGAUGGUGUCUGUGGCCAGCAUGGUCCGACAGCUGGUGUAUGAGCGGGAGAUCCAGUUAGAGGGGUACCUGAGCAUGAUGGGGGUGCACCCCGGCACCCACUUCCUGGCCUGGUUCCUGGAGAAUGCGGCGGUGGUGGCCGUCAGCAGUGCCAUCCUGGCGGUCGUCCUGAAGACCAGCGGCAUCUUCGCAUACAGCGAUGCCUUCGUGGUCUUCCUCUUCCUCCUGGACUUUGGGGUGUCGGUCAUCAUGCUGAGUUACUUGCUGAGCGCACUCUUCCACCGGGCGAGCAUGGCUGCCCUCUGCAGCAGCCUGCUGUACGUGACCAGCUUCCUGCCCUACGUCGUCCUGCUGGUGCUGAGAGGCCGGCUGGGUGCUGCGGCUCAGACGUGUCUGUGCCUCUUCUCCACCACCGCCUUCGGGCAGGGAGUGUUUCUCAUCACGUUCCUGGAAGGGCAGGAGGCAGGGGUCCAGUGGGGCAACGUGGACCAGUCCCUGGAGCCAGUGGGCAUGACGUUCGGUGGGGUGUGCUGGGUGAUUCUGCUCGACUCGGGCCUCUACCUUCUCUGUGGAUGGUACCUGAGCAACCUGAUUCCUGGAACCUUCGGUGUCAGGAAGCCAUGGUACUUCCCCUUCACUGUGUCGCACUGGAGGAGCGUGUGUGGCGCGGUGGUCCAGGCGCGGCGUGGUCUGUGUUCCAGCUGGCGCCUCCCCCGUGAGGACCCCGAUCCUGCAGGCUCACCCCCUCCACCUGGGAAGGAGACGCGGGAGGAAGGCGCCCUGGGCGUCACCCUGGUGUCGGUGACCAAGGAGUACCAGCCCCACCAGGCGGCCGUGCAAGACCUGACCCUCACCUUCCACAGAGAGCAGAUCACCGCCCUGCUGGGGACCAACAGUGCUGGGAAGACCACUGUGCUGUCCAUGCUGACGGGACUGCAGGCUCCCACUUCUGGAACCAUCCUUGUCGACGGCAGGGACCUGCGGACAGGCUUGUCUGAGGUCAGAAAGGAGCUAGGGGUGUGUCCUCAGAGGGACGUCCUGCUCGACCGUCUCACCGUCCGGGAGCACCUGCUGCUCUUCGCUGCUGUCAAGUCGCCGCAGUGGACUGUGGCGGAGAGGCGGCGGCACGUUGACACAACUCUGCGGGACGUGGGCUUGGCGCAGCACCAGCACCAGCAGGCCCGCGCCCUCUCGGGGGGCAUGAAGAGGAAGCUGUCCAUCGGUGCCGCUGUCCUCGGCGGGUCGAGGACCGUGAUUCUGGACGAGCCCACCAGCGGGGUGGACCCUUGCUCCCGACGCAGCAUCUGGGACAUCCUCCUCAAGUACCGAGAAGGCCGGACGAUCGUCUUCACGACCCACCACCUGGACGAGGCGGAAGCGCUCAGUGACUGCGUGGCCCUGCUGCAGCAGGGCCGGCUGCGGGGCUGCGGGCCCCCCCUCUGCCUGGCGCAGGCCUGCAACCCUGGCCUGCGCCUGACGCUCACAAGACAGCCUUCCAUUCCGGAGGUGGACGACCCAAAGCACACCGCGCAGGCCACGUCCCUGGUGCAGAGCUAUGUCCCGCAGGCGCACCUCCGAGACAGCUGUGGGCGCGAGCUGAGCUAUGCCAUCCCCCAGGAUGCCGACCGUGCCAGCCUCAAGGGGCUCUUCCAGGCCCUGGAGCAGAACCAGCGUUGCCUGCACCUCACUGGCUAUGGGCUCUCGGACCCCACGCUGGAAGAGGUGUUUCUGGCACUUUUGCAAGAUUCCAGAAAGCAAGCUGACGCUGCUGCAGGGGCAGAGUCAAAGUCGCAGAGCCUCGGGCCUCCGGAGCCAGACCCUGGCUGCUACGACGGUGCCCCUGCCAGCACCCUCGCCCAGGCGGCCGCGCUGCUGACCCAGCGGCUGUGCCAUGCGCGCCGGGCCUGGAGUGUCACACUCUCGGACCUGCUGCUGCCUGUGCUCUUCGUGGCCUUGGCCAUGGGCUUGUUCAUGGUGCGGCCUCUGGCUGUCGACUACCCGCCCCUCAAACUGAGCCCUGGCCAUUACGAAAAAGCUGAAACAUACUUUUUCAGCAGCAGCGGGAGUGACGACACGGAGCUGACCCAGGUGCUGCUGCGGACGUUCGGGGACGAGGGGCUGCUCUGCGCCAGCGGAGACCCAGACCCGAAGAACCCUUCCUGUUGGCGCUCGGACCCGCUGUUCCGCCCAGAUGCCCAGGCUUCCUGUGGCUGCCUGACCUGCCCAAACGCCAGCGCCAGUGCUCCCUCCCUGACCAGCCGCCUGGGCCACACGCUGCUGAACCUCUCAGCCUCCCACCUGGAGGAGCUCCUGCUGCUGCCCAGCAACCAGCCCCGGCUCGGGGGCUGGUCCUUUGGCGUGCAAGCCCCAGGUGCCGGUCCAGAGGCCCGUUCGGCGGCCGCCACACCGAGAAGCCUGGCCAAGGUGUGGUACAACCAGAAGGGCUUCCAUGCCCUGCCCUCCUACCUGAACCAUCUCAACAACCUGCUCCUGUGGGGGCUCCUGCCCCCCGCCCAGGACUGGAGACACUAUGGAAUAACGCUCUACAGUCACCCAUACGGAGGGGCCCUGCUCAAUGAGGACAGGAUCCUGGAGAGCGUCCGCCAGUGUGGCGUGGCCCUCUGCAUUGCGCUGGGCUUCUCCAUCCUGACCGCCUCGAGGGGGAGCGCCGUGGUCAGGGACCGGGUGACCGGAGCCAAGAGGCUGCAGCACAUCAGUGGCCUGGGCCAUGGAACCUACUGGUUUACCAACUUCCUGUACGACAUGCUCCUCUAUGCGGCGUCCGUCUGCCUGUGUGUCACUGUCAUCCUGGCCUUCGGGCUGCCAGCCUUCACCUUCCGCCAGAACCUGGCCGCCACUGCCCUCCUGCUGCUGCUGUUCGGGUAUGCCACCCUCCCGUGGAUGUACCUGGUAUCCAGGGUCUUCCCCAGCGCGGACGUGGCCUUCAUCUCCUACGUCUCAUUGAACUUCGUCUUUGGCCUCUGCACCCUGCUGAUGACCACCAUGCCACAGCUGCUGGCCAUCGUCUCCAGGGCCCAGAACUUACAGGACAUCUCCGACGUGCUCAGGUGGGCCUUCACGCUGUUCCCGCAGUUCUGCCUGGGCCAGGGGCUGGUGGAGCUCUGCUACAACCAGAUCAAGUACGACCUGGCACGCGACCUUGGCGUCGACUCCUACUCCAGCCCCUUCUCAAUGAGCUUCCUGGGCUGGAUCUUCGUGCAGCUGGCCUGCCAGGGCUCCGUCCUGCUGCUGCUGAGGCUGCUGCUGCAUGGGGACCUCCUGCAGUGGUCCAGGAGCCGCGUUGCCAGCAUCCAAGGCACGGUUACAUCAUGUGAGGACGUGGACGUGGAGAAGGAGCAGGCACGGGUGUUGAAAGGCAGGACCGGUGGGGACCUGCUGGUGCUGUACAACCUCAGCAAGAGCUACCGGGGCCUCUCCGGGCAGCGCGCGGCCGUGCACGACGUGAGCCUGGGCCUGCGGCGGGGAGAGUGCUUCGGGCUCCUGGGGGUGAACGGAGCCGGGAAGACCACCACCUUCAAAAUGCUGAGUGGGGACAUCACCCCGACUGCAGGACACGCUGUCAUCAGGACGCCUGUCGGGGAGGACGCGGCUCUGUUUUCGGCCCAGGUGGCGGGCCUCCGCAUCGGCUACUGUCCACAGCAGGAUGCCCUGGACGAGCACUUGACCGGCUGGGAGCACCUGCGCUACUACGGCCGCCUGCGCGGGCUCCCGAUGUCACAUGUCCAGGAGGUGGCUGGGGACCUGGUACGGCGCUUAGGCCUGGAAGCCCACGUGGACCAGCCCGUGGCCACCUACAGUGGGGGCACCAAGCGGAAGCUGUCGACGGCCCUGGCCCUGCUGGGGAGGCCUGACCUCCUGCUGCUGGACGAGCCCAGCUCGGGGAUGGACCCCUGCUCGAAGCGGCUCCUGUGGGAAGCGGUGAGGAAGGAGGUUCUGCAGGGCUGUGCGGUGGUGCUGACCUCACACAGCAUGGAGGAGUGCGAGGCGCUGUGCACGAGACUCGCCAUCAUGGUGGACGGCCGCUUCCGGUGCCUCGGGUCCCCCCAGCACCUCAAACACAGGUUCGGGGACGGGUAUGCGGUCAGAGUGUGGGUCUGCCAGAAGGGCGGCCCACACGCCGCCAUCUCUGCCUGCCUGCAGCGCCACUUCCCGGGAGCCCAGUUCAAGGGGCGGCGCCUGAACCUACUGGAGUACCACGUGCCGAAGACACGGGCCGGCCCGGCCGGCCUGCUCAGGGUGCUGGAGAGCAGCAAGGCCGCGCUGAGCAUCGAGCGCUACUCCAUCAGCCAGACCUCGCUGGAGCAGGUAUUUAUCAAUUUUGCUACCGAGCAGCAGCCGACCCCACCAGCCACUCCCGAUCCCUCUGCCGACAGCCGCCAGCCCCAGCCCCUGCCUGUGUGAGUCCUGGGGGUGAUGCAUCGGAGGGACCCCUGGUCUUCGUCUCGAGGGGCCCUUCUGGAGAAGCCAGCUCGGAGCGGAGGGCAGGCGCUUCCCGUGGUCAAAUCUCACUCUCCUCUUCCUCCCCCACUUUGAAACUCUGUUAAUUCAUAACUAAUAGUCGGAACAGUCUUUGCACCCUGCAGACACUGGGGGUCCUCCGGCACAGCUCUGUGGCCCUUGGCUGAGCCCUGGUGGGUCUGGCCUCCCUGUGACCGGGUGUGAGUGGGUUCGGGGUCUGACUCCGACUGCUCAGAGAUGGACAUCGUCCAAUUCCAACGUUUGCCUUCACUUUUAAGGAACCCGAGGCCCCCAAGGUCGCACCUUCCCUAAUGUUAUCGCAGGAAACAGCACCCGGGACUUUGUGUUACUUCUGUCAUGUUUAUACGAGACUUGCUCACCAGGGUCGAAGUAAAAAUUGAGUGGCUUGAAUGCAAACUGGUCCUUACACUGGAUGACAUUAUGAGAUACGACAUGAAAAAAGUUGCCAUUUUUUUCUUCUAAAAGAUGCUUUUAAAAAAAAGUAGGACUUAGAGACCUUUUUAGUCAACGCUUCAGCAAAAUUAAAUAAAUUGUACUUGGUACUCUAGCAUUUAUAAAAGUUUUACCAGAAUUUCACAGAUUAUAAUUUUAGGGGAGGAUAAAUAAAUAUGAUGUGAAUGUAUUUUCUUUUCUUAAUUUGCAUUAAUAAUCACCUUUU